Molecule: messenger RNA, 2024 nt
Organism: Owenia fusiformis
Lineage: Eukaryota; Metazoa; Annelida; Polychaeta; Sabellida; Oweniidae
Source: the annotation of a GenBank genome assembly
CGACUGCAUAGUGCACAAUGCAGAUAUCACUUUGUGCCACGUUGGGACAGGCAAUCAUUUGGACAACGCGAGCAGGUCUAACACCAGAGCGUUACCAGAAGCACGCACGUAGACUGUUCAAGAUGAGACUUCCACGGUUAACUUGUAGUCUAGCCCUGACAUUGAUGUGUAUCUCCCUUCAUCACAACAUUCAGGAGGUCCAAGGCAACUGGGCAGCCUUGGGUAAGGUUUUGUUUGCCGGUGUAACAAGCACCCUGUCGAUAGCAUCAUGGGCGUCUGAGGGAUGUCUCUACUUCCAAGAAAUAUGUGCAUUUAAGGAGAGUAUCCCUGAACUUGAGAAUAGGGCCAAGGGCUAUACACAAUCACUUUCAGCAGAUGCAAACGCCUUAAAAGCACUUUAUGAAUCCAAUGUUGAUCUCUACAAUCUAAUUUACUCUGCCACUAUAAAAAAUGAGCGAAUCAUUGGUAGCCUGAAAGCUAUCGAAAAGUACUCGCAUGGCAUUCUGAAGAAUCUCGUAUACAUCGCGAAUGUAGACAUCCCGGCCAUGGAUCUUACUCCGGGUGAUGUAGAGAAAACCAAACAGGAGUUUAACAGAAUAGCAAAUCAAAUUGAAACUGUUGAAAAGGCAGCCAAUAGGAAAAAGAUUCGUGACGGGCUCAAACGAUUUAGAGCGUUGACGGGAACAGGAAUUAUGUACGGCAAUAUAGCGUAUAAUUAUUUCAAUCCUGGUCCCGUUAGUCCCGUUAGUCCUGCACCGGCAAGGGAGUUAAAAACCAAGCUUUCCUUAAAUACUGCCACUGGAUUAAAGCAAAGGAUCAAUUCAAUGACAAAGUACAUGGCUAACUAUCCGAGAUUUUCAAAUGCUGUAAACGCGGCAGUUUUUGGUACAAAGGUUCUGAUGGCAGGGAUUGGUAUAGCUUUGGAUGUGAAAAAUGCUAGACGGUAUCGAGAAAAACUAUCACAGAUCCAGGCUGAUCUGGAGAGUAUCAUCGCGGACUAUGAGACGAACAGGGCAAGACUAGAUACGCUUCUACAAGAUCAACGAAAUGUCCAGUCUGAUGGCGAGGCAGAGUUAGGAAAUGUUGAAGAGACAUUCCUUCAAAAUACUGAAUAUUUGGAUAUUCUCCGUUCGUCCAGAUCAUCAAGUCAGGAUGCAGAGCUGCUGAAUGUCCCUCUAUUUACAGCAAGUAGUGUUAACAAAGACAACAUCAUUGACAAUCAAAAUAUAUAUAUUGAUUACUUGACGACCCGUGUUGAUGAGCUCAAAGCCGUAUAUAGUAGAGUUGACAUGAUAAAGUUCAUCACACAGUUUGUGCAAAGUCCUACACAAGCAAAAAAUCAAAUUCCACUUAGUGUUCUGAUUAUGAUAGCUGAGGGUAUGGACCCGACUGUCACUAGGGAUAUUGUGCUCUACACUAUUGCAGAUGCCUUGCCCAACACAGCUGAUUGGCCCGAUAUGGAUCCCACCACGGGUACUCUCGCCACAGUAAAUCUAGCUCCAUAUAGAGGCGUAUCUUAGUCAUGUCGCAUUGAAAAUGUUGUGUCUCAAGUGUGAAAUACAUGGACAUACAACAAGCGUCAGUUACACUUGUUUUGCAUAUCCUUGAUAUAGGAGCAUUGCAAAAUCUGUUCAUUUGUAUCAUGACUUUAACAACGCUGCAGAUGCAAAGCAUUCUGCAUGGUCUCUCAAUUGAUUGUGAAAAACUAAACGUCAUAUUCAAAAUCUCACGUUUAUUUGCUGUAUUACCGUUUUUGUUGAAUAAAAUAAUUCCAUAUGGACAUCAUGUGUUUUGAUUUAAUAUAACAUUGGGCUUGAAUCGUCGGGCUGUAAUCUAAAUCUCGAAAAUAGGUAGUAGACAUUGAUAUGAUUAUGAUUUGAAAGUGACUUUCCCUGAAGUAUUUUUGCUCUCCUUCAAAAUCCUUGCAUUCAUGAAAAAAAAACAUUUUUACAAUUUCGAAACGUACUUUAAGCUAACAACACAAUUUAUUGUAAUAAAGUAUGUGACAAUGAACACUAAUAAAU